AUGGCUGCUGGCUCAGAUACUGAAAGGCGGUUUCUCCACCGUAACCUGCAGCCACUGGUACUUCACGGCGUGACUCACACUGGCAAAACGAUGGGCAGAGGAUCCUACGGCGAUGUCGUGGAAGUGGCGAUUCCGGGGGCCCUCUGCGCGGCCAAGAAAAUCCACGAUUGGCUGACGAAACAGGACCCAGAUUGCAGAGUCCUGCCCGUCAUCCACCGCGACCUCUCCGCAAGAAAUAUCCUCCUCAACUCAGCAAUGACGGCCAAGAUUGCCGACCUCGGCAUGGCCAGAAUUAUGCCUCCAAAAAUAAAAGCCACUAUGACAAAAGCACCUGGCGCGUACAUCUACAUGCCUCCUGAAGCACUAGAAGACGUGUCAAAAUACAACGCUUCAAUCGACAUAUUCUCUCUGGGGGUCCUGAUCAUUUUCGUUCUGGCAGAAACGUUUCCAGACAAUCCUAAGGCCCCAACUUACACAGAUGAGGUGAAGGGACUACUGGCUCGAACAGAACUCCAGCGUCGCGAAAACUACACCAAGAAGCUGUACAGAGAGUUUACCAAAACCCACCCACUAAUCCAGCUAAUGGAGUCCUGCCUGGAGAACAUGCCAAAGAGACGACCAACAAAUGAUGGAGUACAGCAGAUUCUAGGCCAGGCAGCAGCUCUCGUCCAGGGAGAGGCUCAGUUAAACAAGCUGCAGCUGCUACAAAUGCUUGAUGGAAAGGCUGAGAGUGAGGAGCGUCUGGCAGACAGACUGGACGAGGCUAGAUCUGAACUAGACGUCAUGUCUGCCGAGGUCACGUCUCUCACAGCCCAGCUAAAGGAGAGAGAAGAAGAGGUGAAAGGGAAGGAGGCUCAGCUGAAAGAGAUGAAGAACAUGAACGCUGCUCUCGAGAAUCAGCUCACGGAGUACAUGGACGCUCUGGAGCUCCAGAACCAGAGUGUAAAGCGUUCGGUUGAGUCUCUUCUGAGGACCAGUGCUGAGGUGGCAGAAUACGAACAACAGAUGGCCCAGAUGACAGAGUAUAUGCGCAAACUGCAGCUAGAGUACCAGAGCGAGGAUCGACUGGAAGAGAUCAUCUCUCAAAAGGAUGCGUUUGAAAAGCAGUACAACGAUGCUAUCCAAGAAUUGGAGGAAAAGAAGCAGUUGCUGGAAGAAGAGAAGCAAAAGGCCCAGAAAACACUGCGAGAGAAAGAAGCAGAGCUGAGAAAGUUGAGGGCAGAGCGAGCCACCAAGGAAGAGAUUGAGACCAAAGAAAUCGAGAUCAUGUAUCUCAAGAAGAAAGUUCAGCAGCACCAGAUCACGGAGAAGGAGCUCAUGACAAAGAUUGUCGACCUCCAGCAGAAACUGGAGUCUGCAUGUGUGGGUUAG
Messenger RNA from Geodia barretti, 1371 nucleotides. NCBI's taxonomy places the organism in Eukaryota, Metazoa, Porifera, Demospongiae, Tetractinellida, Geodiidae. The record is from the annotation of a GenBank genome assembly.